Molecule: messenger RNA, 1878 nt
Organism: Cladocopium goreaui
Lineage: Eukaryota; Dinophyceae; Suessiales; Symbiodiniaceae
Source: the annotation of a GenBank genome assembly
AUGGCCAUUCCUCCAAAGGCAGUUGAUCACAUCACCAAGAUCAUGGCUUCUGAUUUGGGGCCCUUGCAGAAGUGGAAAUCCAUCAAGGACAUGCUGUUGGAGUGUGGGGUUGCCUAUGUGGCUACUGCAAAGGCAACAGCUUUUGUUGUUCACCCCAAGAACCGAAGUGGUGCCCUCAUUAGCCCACAUGGUUGUCACCGCAAAGGCUUGCAGAUCAUGAAAGCUGGUGCUGACAUCAGCUUGUUGGGGAACAGUGUUUGCAUAGAGCUGAGCCCCAAUAUGGCUGAAAGGCAAAAACAAAUAGAUCCUUUUGAGAAGCUGGUUGCUUCCACACCUUUGCUGUCCCCUUUGCUGGGCACUGAGAGGUAUGCAUCUCUCAGCAGUGGGCAUACAUGCCAAUUUGUGAAGGCCCUUGUGCAUGGGUGCCCAACCUGUGAAGAAGAUUUGGCAGGCACUAAUGGCAAGCUUGGAGCACAUGUGUGGCAGUCUGACAGGGACUUGAAAACUAUGGUUGAAGCUGGGUGGGAGUGGCUAGUGCUGCCACACACUGUGGAAGCACAAUUUCCACAGCUUCCAGAACUCAUCCAGCAUGCCCUCAACUGCCCCAACUCAGUCUUUGCCUCCCAAUCAGAAAUGGAAUUGGCAUCUUCAAUUUGGGAUGCUGUAUCAAGCAACCCCCAAAAGGAAGUGAACUGGGAUGAGGUGUCCAUGCAUGGUUGUACAGGGGGCAAUGUCCAAGAUUAUGCCAAAACAAUUGGGAAGUUUGUCAAGCUCUACUCUGGUAAUGGCCAGCUACUUGAUUUCCUGAAUGUCUUCAGCAAAGAGUUUGGAGAGAAUGCUGUCCUUGGAAUAGAAUUCUUUUCCUCUGUUGUUGACAUGGUGAUCAACAAUGUGGACCUGUUCCCAUUCCUGCGAUGUGGCCUCAUUGUGACCAACCUGACCUGUGGCAAAGCUAGGUGUGUUGAUGGCUUUGCUAGGCUGCUCACCAAAAGUGAUGUAGAGAGGUGCAAGGGAACAAAGCUUAGGCAACAAGUUCAAGAUGUUGAGAGCUUGCUGCAAUCUAAGUGGGGGGAGGUGUUUGCAGCCCCACAAGAGAAGAAGCACAUCUACUACAAGGCUUUUGGUAAGUGCUGCAUCAGGGCAAUCCUUUUGCUUACUGGCAAAUGGAAAAUGGGCAGAGAAAACAAAGAAUACAAGGACAUUGAAAGCAUCAAGGGUGCUUAUGACAAUGAGCUUGCUUCAUCCACACCCACAGAUAUCAAGGUCACAAAGGAACUCAAACCCUCAAAGGGGAAGGCACCUGCAUUAAUUGCUGAUGAUGCAGCAAAGUUGACCCCUACUUUGGUUUGCAGAAAGGAAAAUGACAGGGCUUACAUCUAUGGUGUGUUGUUUAGCAUGUGCAAGUCCUACCACAAGAAAGUGUUGAUCCAGGAGGACCCUGUCAAGAGGAUCUACACUGAUGGCCAGGCCAAACAACAUGAUUUGACUAUGGUCCCCAUGACUGACAAGGUUGACAAGAUUGUCUUGAAGUCGCCUGGCCAGCUGUCCAAGUUUGCAAAGGUCUCCUAUGGGGGCACUGAGUGGUACAUCUUGCCACCCAAGCCUUGGAAAUGUGUUGAUGGGACAUGCACUGGUUUGGUUGUUCCCUUUUGGGUGGCAUGUGGCGCCAUGGUCAAGGAGGAUUCCAACAUGGCAUUUGAGAUGAAGGAUGUCAAGGGCUUGAAGGUUCAGGUUCUCUCCAACCCCAAGCAGCUGCCUGCCAAGACUAUGCUCUCAGUAGUGGAUCCUAGUGCUGCUCACAGUAGCAAGGGCAAGGGUAAGAGUGCCAAAAGGGAAGCUUCUGGCAAAGCUCCAGCUGCAAAGAAAAUCAAACAGUAA